GCCUCUGCAGAUGCUGAUACAGAAGCUUUUCGAGUCACCCGAUGCGUAGGCCAUCGAACCUUCAGUCCCGUCCGAGACGUUCUUCCAGCAUGCUCACACUUAAACCGCAGCGUCGCUGCGACAGAAGGUUGUGUGGUUAAUCUCAGUCACCCCUCGCCCAUCAUGCCCCAUGGGGAUGUAUACCUUGGCACGACUCGCAAACUAGUGCUAGCCAUAGAUGUGGGGACGACUUACAGCGGGGUCUCAUUCUGCGUCUUGGAUCCUGGGAAGGUCCCUGAAGUUCACAGUGUUAUCAGGUACCCCGGACAAGAAGGCGAGAACAAGGCCAGGGACACGAAGAUUCCGUCUGUCCUGUACUACGAUGAGGAUGGCGAGGUCCGUGCCGCCGGCGCCGAGGCUGUAUCGGAUGGUACACUGCUUGAAGCAGAGGAACAAGAAUGGAAUCGCGCUGAAUGGUAUGACACGAUCACGCAUUUGGGCUGGUUGUGUUUGAUGGUUGCCCGAACGCAGCCGCUGCCCGUCCCAGUGGCGGGUACGUCUGUCGUUCAGAUCUUCGCCGAUUACUUGGCCUACAUCUACAAGUGCGCCAAGGAUUACAUGUCUGACAGCCAUGCACUUGGUAGGCAAGUAUUGGAGACAGGCACGCCCGUCGAAUUCGUGCUGAGUCACCCGAACGGAUGGGGUGGUAAGCAGCAGAGCAAAAUGAGACAUGCCGCAAUCUUGGCCGGCUUGGUUCCUGACAUGGAAGCCGGGAACGCUAGGAUAAGUUUCGUGAGUGAAGGAGAAGCAAGUCUUCACUUCUGCAUUGUCAAUGGACUCGUUGGGGACUCGCUGAAGGAGGACGAACAAAUCAUGGUCGUGGACGCUGGUGGCGGCACAGUUGACCUGAGUACCUACAAAGUUGUCAAGGCAGUCCCUCUCAAUGUCGUGGAGAGUUUGGCUGCAGAUUGCCUUUUGCAAGGCUCGACACGCGUAAAUAACCGAGCACGCACCUUCCUCGAAGAUAAAUUGAAGGACUCGCGCUUCGCCAAUGACGACUUCGUGAACUCUAUGUUAGAGAGUUUCGAGUCCAGCGCAAAGCCUACCUUCAGAGACACGACGAAGACAUCGUAUGUCAAGUUUGGCGGACCUCGUGACAACGAUGACAAGUGUGGCAUCAAGCGAGGUGUACUAGCAUUGUCUGGGGCCGAGAUGUUACAAUUCUUUCGGCCGUCCAUCGACGCCAUCCAACGAGCGAUCCAGCGGCAAUUAGACCUCUCUGAUCGCCAUAUCUCUGUGAUCUUACUCGUCGGGGGCUUUGCAGGGAGCCCUUUUCUGCGUGCACAACUCCAGGCCUUCGCACGUCAACAUGAUUUAGUGCUAUUCUUUCCAGAGCAUCAGACUGCCAAGGCUGUCGCCGAAGGAGCUCUCUGGUUCCACCUGGAGAACUUUGUUUCGGCUCGGGUUGCCAAGCACAUAUACGGGACAGACAAUAGCACUAGAUUCAAAUCGUCACUCCCUGAACAUAUUGAGCGACGACACAAAUCAUACGUACAAUCGGAUGGAGAGGUAGUCAUUCCGGAUGCCUUCACUAAGGUCAUUUCUAGGGGUACGUUGGUUACGGAAGAGCAGGAGUUUCGGGCUUCUUUCAUCCAGGUAUCAUACUCGCCCCGUACCCGUGUCACUGCUAGCAUCAUAGCAUAUCAAGGAAUGUCAGAAGAUCCGCGAUGGGUUGAUGAAGAGACUGAUAUGUUCUCUACUAUGUGUUGCAUCCACGCGGACAUCCCUCUGAACUGCUGGAAGUCUAAAAAAGGAUUACUAGGCGAUUACUUCUCAGCAAGUUUCAAGGUCAUAUUGUUGUUCGGAUUGACUGAACUGAAGGCCCUGUUGUGCUGGACCGACAAUGUGCGUUGCAUUCGACUCAGCUGCUUCUAA
Messenger RNA from Fomitopsis serialis, 1914 nucleotides. RefSeq lists its product as uncharacterized. Lineage: Eukaryota; Fungi; Basidiomycota; Agaricomycetes; Polyporales; Fomitopsidaceae. The transcript is spliced from 12 exons. The coding region runs from base 163 to 1914 and encodes 583 amino acids. The record is from RefSeq and is a predicted model, not a curated record.